Saccostrea echinata is the source of this 1218-nucleotide messenger RNA. RefSeq names its product LIM domain-containing protein A-like. Lineage: Eukaryota; Metazoa; Mollusca; Bivalvia; Ostreida; Ostreidae. The record is from RefSeq and is a predicted model, not a curated record. Bases 1 to 1218 code for a protein of 405 amino acids. The transcript is spliced from 3 exons.
AUGUUACGAAGAGAAACAGUCACAAUCAAACCACAAAGAAAAGCAGUCACACCAUCGCCCAUAACAGAGAGAAACAGUCACAAUCAAAGAAGAAAGAAAAGCAGUCACAUCAUCGCCCAUAACAGAGAGAAACAGUCACACACUAUCAAGAUCACAGAGAGAAACACUCACACACCAUCAAUCGUCACAGAAGAGAAACAGUCACACACCACCAACAUCACAAAGAAAACUGUCAUACACCAUCAGCAUCACAAAGAGAAACAGUCACACACCAUCAACAUCACACAUCAACCACCAUCACAGAUAGAAAUAAACACACAUCAUCAACCAUCACAAAGAAAAAAACAUUCGCACGCCAUCCUACUAUCACAAAGAGAAACAGUCACACACCAUCAUCUAUCACAAACAGAAACAAUCACACACCAUCAACAUUACAGAGAGAAAAAAACAUUCACACGCCAUCAGCUAUCACAAAGAGAAACAGUCACACACCAUCAUCUAUCACAAACAGAAACAAUCACACGCUCAAUCAACAUCACAAAGAGAAACAGCUUCCCUCCAUCAACUCAUAAAGAGAAACAGUCACGCUCCGUCAACAUCACAAAUAGAAACAGUCACGCUCCAUCAACAUCACAAAGAAAAAGCGUCACAAUCUAUCGACAUCACAAACUCCAUCAACAUCACAAAGAGAAACAAGAGAAAAAAAAAACAUUCACACGCCAUCAGCUAUCACAAAGAGAAACAGUCACACACCAUCAUCUAUCACAAACAGAAACAAUCACACGCUCAGUCAACAUCACAAAGAGAAACAGCUUCCCUCCAUCAACUCAUAAAGAGAAACAGUCACGCUCCGUCAACAUCACAAAUAGAAACAUCACGCUCCAUCAACAUCACAAAGAAAAAGCGUCACAAUCUAUCGACAUCACAAACUCCAUGAACAUCACAAAGAGAAACAGUCACACUCCAGCAACAUCACAAAAAGAAACAAUCACACUCCAUCAACAUCACAGAGAGAGAGAGAGAGAGAGAGAGUCACGCUACACCACAAAGAGGUACAAUCACACAUCCUUAAACGUCACAGACAGAAACAGUCACAGACCUAAAACUUCCCAGAGAGCAACUUUACACUCCAUAAACAAUCAUAUACAGAACGGUUACACUUCAUCAACCAACAUAGAGAAUAACAGAAACAAUUCAGGAAGGGUUUUAGUAUAUUGA